Penicillium antarcticum is the source of this 1950-nucleotide messenger RNA. Its product is annotated as putative C6 transcription factor. Gene Ontology annotation, cellular component: nucleus. The record is from RefSeq and is a predicted model, not a curated record. Bases 1 to 1950 code for a protein of 649 amino acids. Gene Ontology annotation, molecular function: DNA binding; zinc ion binding. Lineage: Eukaryota; Fungi; Ascomycota; Eurotiomycetes; Eurotiales; Aspergillaceae. Gene Ontology annotation, biological process: DNA-templated transcription. The transcript has 6 exons.
AUGGCACUUUGCAAUCAUGCGAGCCCUGCCGUAGAUCCAAACAGCGAUGUGAUCAUGACAGGCCAGUCUGCCGCAGCUCCGAUGACUAGGAGACGACCAUCGGAUCCGAUCAACCCGGCGGGUGUUUCUAGUCGACUGACGAGCCAGCCAACCUCAAAUGCAUCCAGUCCAGGGUCGCUGGGCAGUGGGCGUCUUUUCGCGCCGUUGGAGCCGCCUUCGGCUCUCCCUGGCUACUUAGGCUCGACGAGUUUCUCUGCAGUCUUAACUGAGCACCGCAAUGAGAUUCCAUUUGAGCCUGAGGAGAACACGGACUCAUCCGCGGGGUUGGUAGUGGAACCCGAUCGACUACAAUCUGGGGUUGACGUUUUACGGUUUCUGUACAACUUCAACGUGCGCCAUACAUUGAUUGAGAAAUUCUAUGUUCGGACGUGGAAUACGGUUGUACCAAAAUUGGUCAUGGAUGAAAUUCUCCGCUCAGUGCACAUCAUUUUUGACAGUUUCAAUGUCACUGAUCCGACGGCACAAUUGCAAGAGCUAGCAACACUGAUUUUCCAAAACACUGCUCGACCGAUGCGGACGCAUAAGUCUAUGACCGCUGAGGAGUAUUGUGCGUCUUUUAGUGGGCGCAAUCUUCGCUGGGAGGCUCUUGGAUCCAUCUUCACUCUUUGUGGAAUGCAAUUGGUCAUUACGCCAGACAGAGACCCUGAAGUUACUCAGGGAUCAGAUGAUCCUCGGGCACGAGACAAGUUACUGGAGCAACUUACAGUGAUAAGUACGAUAUGUCUUGGAUUCUGUGAUCAGGCAUCGUCGGUAAAUGAACUACUGGCGAUAUUGCAGUUCAAUGAUACCAUGCUACGAACACAGCAGUAUGGUGAUUCCAGUUACCAAGCAUGGCGUCGACUUGGCGAUUUAGUAUCCACAAUUUAUGCGGCUGGACUGCAUCUGGAGAACGAUGGCGCAGAUAACUGUCCAUUUUUCCUUCGUCAGUGGCGAAGGCGCUGUUUUACUGCAGCCUUUUACAUGGAUAAAAUGGUCGCGACUUUCGUUGGGCGACCGCCACUGAUGAACAGUAAAUUCUGCACCCCAACUGCUCCAUUGGAUUUGAGUGAUGAAGAUCUAGUUGCAGGUGGUGAUGUCCUAAACAAAGCUAUCUCGGAGCUAGACAGUGCGGGCUGGAAUACGAAAGGAAUGCUAUACCUGGUGACCCCAACCAUUCUUCGCUAUCAGUUGGCAAUAAUACGGGAGGAAACUCUUGAGGUUGUACUAGGAACUCACGAACAACAAAAUCUCAUCCAAAAGUCCGAGGAUAUUCAAGCGAAGUCUCGCGCCAUAUGGGGAGCAGCUCCAGAUCAUCUUCGAUACGACCGAAGAUUGGACGACAAGUUCCAUGAUGGAUGGCUUACAAUUGCCUAUUUUUAUCUGGAUUAUCUCUAUACUUGCUUUUUGCUCUAUCGGGCAGUCAUAAAAAACACCAAUACCGGUUUAGCCGACUUGUGUGACGUAUCCCGUCGGAUUCUAGCAAUUGUCAUCCGCGUGAAUUCUUUCCGAACCCCAAUGGUGGAUCUAGAUCGUCACUUUUCCUGGAUUGUCCUUACCUACGGGGUUCCCUCCGCGAGUGUCCUUCUUCUCGAACUUUUGCGCCAGUCACAUGAGCCUGGCCCUCAUGCUGUGCCACUCCCACGCGCAGAAUUGAUCCGGAAUUUGAGCGUGUUUGUCUCCUUCUUAUCCUGGGUCUCAUGCCCCGGUCACGGCAAUUAUACGACCUGCAAAGAAGCCGAGAAAAAGCUGUCUCAGAUUCUUGACCGACUUCUUGAUCCCAAGCCUGUGCAGCAGAAUGUGGUAGAUGAUGUCACAUCAGGUCUCGAUAACUUCCUGAACUGGUCAAAUUACAACACGAUGUGGGAUUUUAACUCCGAGUUCAUGUCUCUGGGUGAGGGAUUUGCACCUUGA